Helianthus annuus (common sunflower) is the source of this 1178-nucleotide messenger RNA. RefSeq lists its product as uncharacterized. The coding region runs from base 33 to 1070 and encodes 345 amino acids. The record is from RefSeq and is a predicted model, not a curated record. The transcript is spliced from 3 exons. NCBI's taxonomy places the organism in Eukaryota, Viridiplantae, Streptophyta, Magnoliopsida, Asterales, Asteraceae.
UUGUCCAAGCGUUCAGAGAUCAGUUUAAGCAUAUGGAUAUCACCCGCUUGUCGCCAGUUCAGCUGAUGAAUUACAUAUUGGAUUGGCAGUCUGAUAACGGAAGACUGUUUGUACUGAACUUCUUGAUUCUUUACUUCUCACUCCUAGGAGAAACCACGACGAACAACUCCGUCAAUGUGCGAUUCAUUUCAAAUAUUCAGCCGGACGUGGAUAUCAAAAGCUUCAAUUGGUGUGCGUACAUGAUCUCGUGUCUCAAAAGAACGAAAACAGCGUGUCAUGGUGGCGAUGAUGCUUUUCGAGGGCCUAUGUUAUUACUUGCGAUUGCUUACGGAAUUGUGUUAAAGAAGAUACCUUCAUCACACAGUUCAAAUAUUAUUGAACUUGUAGAUGAUGAUCUUCUGGACAAUCUCGAAUGUGAUAUAGAAAGGAUGCAUACUGAACAAAAUAAGAAGACAAAGACAAAGGAAGAUAAAAAACACAAACGAGCAGAAGGGGUUGAGUGUGCUAGAAAAAAAUUCAAGAAGCAAAAACAAGGCCAGAAAAAGGGAAUCGAGAUCGAAGAUGAUGAUGCACACUUGGGUAUAUACAGACACUGUGCUGAUUACCUCCUGUCACAAACUGACACCCAAACAUGUGCAUUAUUUGUAGGUCCGGAUGGCGAAGUCCGCAUUCCGAUGGUCUCUCAGUAUGGUGACACUCCAUCAGCAUCAGGAACAUCAGUUCAGGACGAUUUUGAGCUGGUUCGAGCCAAUUUGUUGGAUAACUUGUUUAGUGAAUUUGAGAUAUGCGUUCACAAGAUCAAUAACACCAUAACAGAAUCGUGUCUGAUGUUCCCGGAUAGUGAUCUGCUGAAACAGAAAGGAUUGGAGUGGAAGGAGUUAAUGAAAGUGCUGCUUGUCGUUGACGAUGAGGAAAAAAAGGAUGGAGAUGAAGUGGAAAAGGGAGAUCAAAACAUUGAGGCAGAAAAUGAUGAUGUUGCUGAGGCAGUUGAACCAGUUGAUCCGCAAAAAGGUAGUGUAUCAUUAGACGGAUAUAACACUCCUACGAACGAGAAAAAAAAGAUCAUAUAACACCACACACUUCUCCCUUUUCACCAAUGACGGCUUCGUUUGUCGCAGAACUGGACAAAGUUGUUGAAAGGGUUCAAAGUGAAAAAACACCAGAGACAAAGUUCAACG